Molecule: messenger RNA, 898 nt
Organism: Piliocolobus tephrosceles (Ugandan red Colobus)
Lineage: Eukaryota; Metazoa; Chordata; Mammalia; Primates; Cercopithecidae
Product: probable ribosome biogenesis protein RLP24
Exons: 1
Coding region: 48-452 (134 amino acids)
Biological process (GO): ribosomal large subunit biogenesis
Cellular component (GO): nucleolus
Molecular function (GO): structural constituent of ribosome
Source: RefSeq, a predicted model, not a curated record
CCUCUCAAGGUUGGCGUUUGUUUGGUGGGGUCCCACACGGAUUCAACAUGCGUAUCGAGAAGUGUUAUUUCUGUUCGGGGCCCAUCUACCCUGGACACGGCAUGAUGUUCGUCCGCAACGAUUGCAAGGUGUUCAGAUUUUGCAAAUCUAAAUGUCAUAAAAACUUUAAAAAGAAGCGCAAUCCUCGCAAAGUUAGGUGGACCAAGGCAUUCCGGAAAGCAGCUGGUAAAGAGCUUACAGUGGAUAAUUCAUUUGAAUUUGAAAAACGUAGAAAUGAACCUAUCAAAUACCAGCGAGAGUUAUGGAAUAAAACUAUUGAUGCAAUGAAGAGAGUUGAAGAGAUCAAACAGAAACGCCAAGCUAAAUUUAUAAUGAACAGAUUGAAGAAAAAUAAAGAGCUGCAGAAAGUUCAGGGUAUCAAAGAAGUCAAGCAAAACAUCCAUCUUAUCUGAGCCCCUCUUGCAGGCAAAGGGAAGCAGUUGGAAGAGAAAAUGGUACAGCAGUUACAAGAGGAUGUGGACAUGGAAGAUGCUCCUUAAAAAUCUCUAACCAUUUCUUUUGUGUACAUUUGAAAAUACCCUUUGGAUACUUGGAACUGCUAAAUUAUCUUAUUUUUUACAUAAGGUCACCUAAAUGAAAAGUGAUUAAAAUACAUCUUUCCUACAUUGCCUUCUACAUAACAUCAGAUAUUAUGGAUGUUAGAUUGCAUCUCAGUGUUAAAUCUUCACUGAUAGAUGUACUUAAGUAAAUCAUGAAAAUUCUACUUAUAACUAUAGAAGUGAAUUGUGGAUGUAAAAUGGUUAUGCCAUUUGGAUAAUGGCACUAGGCAGCAUUUGUAUAGUAACUAAUGGCAAAAAUUCAUGGCCAGUGAUGUAUAAAAUAAAAUAUUCUUUGCAGA